Messenger RNA from Lotus japonicus, 1460 nucleotides. Its product is annotated as protein FAR1-RELATED SEQUENCE 5-like. The record is from RefSeq and is a predicted model, not a curated record. The transcript has 5 exons. The coding region runs from base 288 to 1013 and encodes 241 amino acids. NCBI's taxonomy places the organism in Eukaryota, Viridiplantae, Streptophyta, Magnoliopsida, Fabales, Fabaceae.
GUCUUCUCUAUUUCUCUUGUAUACCAAACAAAAUGUAAAAGCUAGCAUUGAGAAAAAUGCUUCACGUGCGAAUCAUGUUUCAAGAGAGCAGUAUUCACCGACUUUCAAAAAAACAGCGAACACAACAGGGAGGGUCGGACAACGAACUCUACUCACGCCAAUUGUUCCGUGAAGCGGUUUGUUACUUUCUUGCUUCUAGCUUCCUUUGAUAUCUUGAUGGAUCUAUAGUAUACUACAAGGCUACAUCUAUUUUUGUGGUUUGUUGACAUCUUACUUUCUAAUGCCACAUGGAAUCCCAAUUAGAUGAUGGAAAUGACGGAAUGGAAGUUUCUGAGGAUGUGGGUUUGAGUACAUAUGAAGUCGAGAUACAUCGAGAAACUUAUGAAGGGGAUCCAAAUGAGGGGUGUAGGGUGCUAGAGAGUACUUCUGGUGGAGAAUUGGGUGUCUCUGAUGACCAUGCUAUCCAGGAACCGUAUGAAGGCAUGGAAUUUGAAUCUGAAGAUGCUGCUAAGGUAUUCUAUGACGAAUAUGCCCGUCAUGUUGGAUUUGUCAUGCGUGUGAUGUCUUGCCGACGCUCAGAAAGAGAUGGUAGGAUUCUUGCCCGUAGGCUUGGAUGUAAUAAGGAGGGUCAUUGUCUCAACAUCCGAGGGAAAUUAGGGUCAAUUCGCAGACCAAGAGCCAGCACAAGGGAAGGUUGUAAGGCGAUGAUUCAUAUCAAAUAUGACAAGUCUGGAAAAUGGGUGAUAACAAAGUUUGUGAAGGAUCAUAAUCAUCCACUAGUGGUCUCUCCACGUGAAGCACGCCAGACAAUGGAUGAGAAGGAUAAAAAAAUUCAGGAAUUAACAGCGGAGAUUCGGAUAAAAAAACGGUUGUGUGCGACAUAUCAAGAGCAGUUAAGUUCUUUUAUGAAAAUUGUUGAAGAGCACAGUGACAAGCUGUCUGUGAAAAUUCAUCACAUAGUUAAUAAUCUUAAGGAAUUUGAACCCAUAGAAGAGCUUUUGCACCAGACGUAGCCCUGAAUCAUGUUCACAUGUUUUGCAGUUUGCACAAUGCAGGCUACGGUGUGACCACUAACUUGUAUGUAACAUUUUCAUGUCAUGUUCAAAGGAUAACUCUUUCAAGUUUUGUCCUUCAUACAUGUAGACGCUGGUUUAGUGAUGAAUGCUUGGUAAGGUGAGCCGUGUGACAUAGAGAUGGCCACCAUGUCUAUAAAGUCUGAAGUUUGAUAACUUGUUGGAAUAUAUGUACUUUAUAGCUGUAUUGUGACAUUUUGCCAGUGAUACAGAAAUGAAGUACAUUCCUGUAUGCCCCGAGUUGCGAUGUAACCUUGUAUCAGUUUUUUGUAAAUGCAGAAAUGCAUACUGUAAAAAUUGUGACAUAUGUUAGCUUAAACACUACUGUUGUCCCAUAAUAUUAUUGUUUUUAUGAUAAAUGUGCUGGAAUGCUUUACCCGGCCACAA